Molecule: messenger RNA, 2004 nt
Organism: Aspergillus tanneri
Lineage: Eukaryota; Fungi; Ascomycota; Eurotiomycetes; Eurotiales; Aspergillaceae
Product: protein serine/threonine kinase activating protein nimO
Exons: 5
Coding region: 1-2004 (667 amino acids)
Biological process (GO): regulation of cell cycle phase transition; positive regulation of nuclear cell cycle DNA replication
Cellular component (GO): Dbf4-dependent protein kinase complex; nucleus
Molecular function (GO): zinc ion binding; protein serine/threonine kinase activator activity; nucleic acid binding
Source: RefSeq, a predicted model, not a curated record
AUGGCAGCAGUAUUCAUACCUCCUUCACCGCAGACAUCUCUUAACAUGUCGACACGCCGACCACUCGCCAACGUGCCGAAUGCCACCAACUCCCCUCACAGGGUGGGCCUCGUGCCUGCCAAACGUCCUCGGACGACGAAUGCUCCAGUUGAGAUCCCUUACGGCCAGCCACCUCCCAAGAAGCAGGUCGUAGACGGGACGGAGGUAGAAGGCCGUUCCCCGAGCCGAACCCGGGCUUCCACCUACCAAAACACUGAUUCUAAGCUCUUUUCACGGCGAACAAACAAUGCCCAGCCAAGUGCGUUCGAGAGGAAGUUGGUGGCUGCCAGGGAUAAGGAGAGACUGUCUCAACACAGGCCGUCGAGGCAUGAAAAGCCUUCUGCGGAGACCAUUGAUACUAUAAGGCAGUGGCAGAGGCAUUAUCGAAAGGCGUUUCCUCAAUUCGUCUUCUACUUUGACAGCAUUCCGGAAGAUCUUCGUAGUAAAUGCUCGAGACAGGUCAUUGCGUUGGGAGCUAUUGGGAUGAAAGGUGAAGUUUCUCACCUUAUGCACAACCAUGCUGGCACACUGCGUGAGGAGAAAUUCUUUUCACGCCUAGUGACCCAUGUCGUUACCUCACGUCCGAUACCACCUGAAAAUGACAGUGCAAGCCCGACAGAAUUGAAGACAGAAUCGGUGGAGCAAACAGCUGCCGAUGGUUCUCUGCAGACAGUCAAUCCCUCCCUAUUGGAGAAAAACGUCGAGCCCCACCUUCAUAUCUCACUGAAGAAUGAUGCACGACGCGAGCAGACUACCACGGAUGUUUUGCACAGAGCUCGCCAAAUGGGAAUGAAGAUAUGGGCUAUAGAGAAGCUUCAGCGGAUGAUUGCUACUAUUAACGAUGGGGAAAUUGGCGGACAUAGCAGCCAUUCUACUCGAAAUGCCAACGCUGGUGGCCAUGCCAAAACCAGAGGCGACGCAGACCUGUCACAAGUCCUUCAAAACGAACUCAUGAGUGGCUCUGAUCGCAACCCUCUCUCAGUUCUGAAAGACUUGGUAAUGUUCAAGGGCCCGUUUGUUUACAUUCACGACAUGGAUGAAAAGACAAGACCCGUCAUGGUUCGCGAAUACCCAAAAGUGGCGAGACGACAAGAUGGCAUCUGGCCCCAAUUCAGGAGUGCACCACUUGGAAAGUGUCCAUUUUUGGAGGAGCCCCCAACCAAAAGAGAAGCGGAGCGGCAACGGGCGCGCCAAAAGUCGAAGGAACAGAAGACUGUUCCCAAGCACGCACCUACUCCAACAGCCCUUGACGUCAAGCUCAAAGUACCCGAAAACGUUACAAGGAACGCUGGAGAUGCAGAGGCUGACCAAGAGCCCAGCGCUAAGGAUGGCCACCAAGGUUCUAUGUCUCAUCCAAAACAGCCAGAGAUGCAGGACAUGCAGCCGAUAAGGCCGGCCUCACCGAAAAAGAGCUCUGAAAGUUUUGUUCCUCAGUUAAAUCGGACUGGGCCCUUUUAUGUUGGCCGUGAGCCUGCCGCCUCAGGUGUUCAACCCUCUAACAUUACCUCUGCCAUCCGUUCUCAGAUGGUAUCUUCUACUGCUGCAGCGCCCGGGGCAAAGGCUGGUGUGAGUAAAGAGGUUCACGAGCUCAAACGGAAGGUCCUCGAGAAGAGCAAUGGAGGAUUUUCGGCUGGUACAGGACCGUCGUCUCACCACCCUGUGGACGCCUCUGCAGCUUUAAAAACAACCAAGAACCAGGCGAACCGGUAUGGCAAGUCAAACGUGCCAGAGAGGCAUGGUAAUGUCAUUGAAGAGGAAACUACUCACCAGAAGAAAAAGGAGAAGAGAAGGGAUCCUAAGCCAGGGUAUUGUGAAAACUGUCGGGACAAGUUCGAUGAUUUUGAAGAGCAUGUAUUGACAAGGAAGCACCGCAAAUUCGCACUGAACUCGUCAAACUGGUCCGAACUUGACUCGUUACUGUUCCAGUUGCAGAGACCUCUGAAGGAAGAAUACGAUUAUGUUUAG